AUGGCCUCAACGUCCAAUCUCGAUGGAGCACCUCCAUCAUCUGUCAUGGAUGCCGUUCUUGUCCCUUCAAACGAAAUGCCGGUUGAUGCACAAAAAGUCGAAGAACUUGACUUCAAUAAGUUCGCUGGUCGUCCCAUUACCGUUGACGACCUUUUGACUGGUAUGAAUAAUAUGGGAUUCCAAGCAAGUUCCAUUGGUGAAGCUGUCCGAAUAAUCAACGAUAUGCGCGCAUGGCGUGAUCCAGAAACCUCAGAUCGAACUACCAUCUUUCUAGGCUAUACUUCCAAUCUAAUCUCAAGUGGACUCCGUGGCACUCUUCGCUACCUCGUCCAACACCGCCACGUUUCUGCAAUCGUCACCACUGCUGGCGGCGUCGAAGAAGACAUCAUCAAAUGCCUUGGCCCCACCUUCAUUGGUUCAUUCUCUACCCCUGGCGCUGAGCUACGCGCCAAAGGUCAAAAUCGCAUUGGAAAUCUGAUUGUGCCCAAUAACAACUACUGCGCAUUUGAAGAUUGGCUCAUGCCCAUUCUCGACACCAUGCUUUCCGAGCAAGAAGAAUCGAAAAAAGAUCCCGAUGCUGACAACCACAUCCACUGGACCCCCAGCAAGAUUAUCCGAAGAUUGGGAAAGGAGAUUAACAAUGAAGAGUCUGUACUCUACUGGGCCUACAAGAAUGACAUCCCUAUCUUCUCUCCAGCACUUACCGAUGGCUCCUUGGGCGAUAUGCUUUACUUCCACACAUUCAAAUCAUCUCCCGCGCAACUCCGCGUGGAUCUCGUCGAAGAUAUCCGGAAAAUCAACACCAUGGCCGUGCGAGCCAAACGAGCAGGAAUGAUUAUUCUAGGUGGAGGUGUAGUCAAACAUCACAUUGCAAAUGCAUGUCUGAUGAGGAACGGAGCCGAGAGCGCAGUGUACAUCAAUACAGCGCAGGAAUUUGAUGGAAGUGAUGCGGGAGCCAGACCAGAUGAAGCGGUCAGUUGGGGAAAGAUUAAGGUUGGCGCUGAUAGUGUCAAGGUUUAUGUGGAAGCAACUGCUUGUUUCCCACUGAUAGUGGCAGGUACCUUUGCAAAGGAUCAAGAGAACACUGAUUCUCAAGCACCUUAA
Sclerotinia borealis F-4128 is the source of this 1104-nucleotide messenger RNA. The record is from the annotation of a GenBank genome assembly. Lineage: Eukaryota; Fungi; Ascomycota; Leotiomycetes; Helotiales; Sclerotiniaceae.